AUGGCCUUUGACCAGCACGAUGUUCCAAAGCGACCACCUAUGCUGCUCCCCGCCCCCGCCCCCGCCCCCGCUACCAUCGAGCCACCGCAGCAGCCACAGAAGAGGCCCCGCCUUCCUGCGUGCGACACUUGCCGCACCCGCAAAGUAAAAUGCAGCAACGAGCGGCCCCAAUGCAGCCAAUGCAUUAAACAUCACACUACUUGCCGCUAUUCAGAAACGGAAGCGAGGGUCGUCAGAAAAAAGUACGCGGACCUGAAAGCUCGUAUGACGGCCCACGAAGAGUUUUUUGAACUUCUGCGAUAUAUGCCCGAAGCAGAUGCGAACGAAGUGUUUCGACGUGCUCGAUCAGGUGACAGAAUUGAAGGGAUCCUUGAUUAUGUUAAGAACGGGGACCUACUUAUGCAGCUGGCUGUCGCACCCGAGACCAACCGCCGCUACCAAUUUCCAUACCGCUCAGAGAUGCCGAUGCAUUUGCUCGUUCCUGGCAACCAAUACUUGGAUUCUCUAAUGUAUGGCUCCUUGUCGGGUCUGUACCGACCCAAGCAUGGGGUUUCCUUACAUCCUCCAGGUGCGUCACGUGGUACUGUUCAGGUUGUACAAGACCCAUACCUGAAGCCUGCCAAUGCAGCAGAACUUGAGCAUCCAUUGUUGUCGCAAGCAUCUGCCUCAAAAUGGACCAAUGCUAUCUCGAAUGAUGUACUUUUUCGAAAGCUAUUGAGCAAUUAUUUCCUCUAUGUUCACCCACUUUUGUAUUGUUUUCAUAUGAAGUAUUUCUUGGAAGAUAUGGUCGCUGGGCGAACUCGAUUCUGUUCGCCUCUCUUAGUGAACGCUGUACUUGCUGCCGCUUACCUAACCCAUGGCGCCGACCCUCUUAGAUCCCAGUAUUGGCUGCCGAAUAGCCUUGGAUACAAAUUUCUUGCAGAGGCGAGGCGGCUGUGGGAACUGGAGACAGCUGACAACGUUCGACUUACAACAAUACAAGCUGCAAUAGUCAUACAUCUGAUAUACAACCUGAUCGGUGUGGACCGCGUCGGCAGCAAUUUCACUCGACAAGCAAUUGCUAUGUCGCACGAGCUCAAUCUGUUCAAAAGUCCAGAUCACAUCAACAGUAGGAAAAUGCGGAAUGCACGUAUAAUGCUGGCAUGGGGACUUUUUGACUGGUGUUUGUUCGAUGCAUAUUACAUGUUCCGAAUCCCGUUGUUAAAAGACCCUCCUGAGAUGCCAUUUCCGGACCCUUUGACUAAUCCAGGCUUCCAUGAUGAGAUGUGGCUACGCUACCCACUCGCCACGUCGACAGUGCCUGCCUAUUACGCUCACACCAUUACCGCAAGAAGACAUCUCAGUCAAAUCAAGAACGAUAUUGUCUACAAAGUUCGUAGUCGAAAUGUAUUGGAGGGUCCGGUUCUAUUUAGUACCAUACUAGAGUUCAACAAGAGACUAGAUGGUUGGUUCCAGAACCUGCCGCUGGCUAUGCAGGCUAGGAACAUCGUGUUUCCACCGCAGCUAGAAGUCCACAUCGUUAUCGAGUUAUUUCGACGGGGCGGAGACGGGGCAGAUGAGGCCCUGUCCGCCCGGAUGAUUCUCGAGUCGAAUGUUCGAAUGGAGACUGUCCUGCGACUCUAUUACCUCCGUCAUAGCUUCGACUGCUUCACUAAUUUCAUGAUUUUCUUCAUGGUCUACAUCGGCAACUUGGCUCUCGAAGACCUUCGCAGCAAUCAGCUGAACAACGCAAGCGCCGAAGACCUCCGAUCAACCCUUGUCCUGUGUGCCAAUGGUCUGCAAAGCUAUGGGAAAGCAUUCCACGUCGCAAAGCUCGCUCAUUAUGCUCUAAGCACGAGAGUUUCUACGCGUGACUUACGGCUGCUACAGGCGUAUUCUGGUUCACAAGACAACGCUGUGGAGGAGCAAACAUUGAUAAACCACGCCCAUAGCUCCUGGCCUAUCCCUAUCUUUGAUGUCAAAGAGGAGGACCCCGAGGUAGCGAGGUUAAAAAACAUGAUCGAACGAACCGAGAAAGUCUCCCAAAACUUAACGCUUCGCUUCUUCCAGGACGGUCAGGACGAUACGUGCGACUAUGGCAACUCCAGUGGCGCCUUGACCUUCACCACGGAUAGCAUCCCUAUUGUAGACCACUGUUUCGACUUUGCAGAUCUUUUCGGCGGAAACACCACGCGUGGCUAUGUCAAUCAGACAAAGAACCUAGGUAGCCAGUGGGGUCAAGCGGGUCUAUACUGGCAGCUUGAGAACAUCGACAAAUUCGACAGGAAUGCCAACUACUCUCGGGUUUUGUACCGUCAGCACGUACUGAAUCCUUCGAGUGAUGACUACAAGCCGGGCCACCAUGCAGAUCGCAGGGUGACAUUGUACGGAGGAGAGCGAUGUAGUGAACUCGAUCCUUCAAACGAUAAGAACUUGCUCAAUUGGUAUGGUUACAGCUGUUGGAGUGAAGAGCAAGGUGCAUGUGGCAACUUGCCGUACCUUAUCAAUAGUUUCAAAAUCCUACCUGGGGAAGACAAGGGCAAAGAUCCGGGCUAUACUUGCUGGCUACAUGCAGAACUCGGUGCGGCGGGGCAUAGUUUCUCGUCUUCGCGGGCCAUCAUGGGAGCUUUUGCCAGCGUGUCUUUGGCUGCGUGGCUGGCUUUGUAG
Alternaria atra is the source of this 2646-nucleotide messenger RNA. RefSeq lists its product as uncharacterized. The record is from RefSeq and is a predicted model, not a curated record. NCBI's taxonomy places the organism in Eukaryota, Fungi, Ascomycota, Dothideomycetes, Pleosporales, Pleosporaceae. Bases 1 to 2646 code for a protein of 881 amino acids. The transcript is spliced from 9 exons. Gene Ontology annotation, molecular function: DNA-binding transcription factor activity, RNA polymerase II-specific; zinc ion binding; DNA binding. Gene Ontology annotation, biological process: regulation of DNA-templated transcription; DNA-templated transcription.